UCUCUCUCUCUCUCUCUCUGAGAGUCUGCACAUCAGUACCGUUUUAGGUUCUGGAAAACACAAGAGGGUUAGAGACUAUAAAAAUCAAGUCUAGGUGUUAACCAACCGGAGGGGGUCAUACCUAGUUUAACACAUUAUUCAAUAGGAUAUUGAUUCUCAAUAAUUAUUAUUGCUAUUUAUUUUCUUUCAAACUGGCUUGAUGUGAAAGGGAAGAACCACUAGUAAUUCCUAGCUGGACUUUACUGGUGCUGUGUUUUGAUACAGCAGCUCUCCAUUUCACUGGCACUGGAAACCACCUCAGAUGAACUUUUUUUUUUUUUUUUCACUGAAGCACUGAUUUUGCUGCAGUUCUUAAUGUUGGAAUAAAAGGGAAGAUAUAAAAAUGAGUGAGGAAGCCAAAGAAAAGGGAGCCGCCAAGCCUGCUCACAGGAAAAAGAAAGGCAAAAAGUCUGACAGCAAUGCCAGUUACCUGAGAGCUGCACGGGCUGGAAACAUAGAAAAGGCCCUUGACUACUUGAAGACUGGGGUCGACAUCAACAUCUGCAACCAGAAUGGGUUGAAUGCUCUUCACCUUGCUUCCAAAGAAGGCCAUGUAGAGGUUGUUGUCGAGCUGAUAAAGCAGGGAGCUAAUGUGGAUGCAUCAACAAAGAAAGGAAACACUGCGCUACAUAUAGCCUCACUAGCUGGACAGAACGAGGUGGUGAAAGAGCUGGUCACGAACGGAGCAAAUGUGAAUGCCCAAUCACAGAAUGGCUUCACACCGUUGUAUAUGGCAGCGCAGGAAAACCACCUUGAAGUCGUCAAGUAUCUCCUUGACAAUGGCUCCACUCAAAGCAUUGCAACAGAGGAUGGUUUUACACCUUUGGCAGUUGCUCUGCAGCAAGGCCAUGACCAGGUGGUGUCUCUCUUGCUGGAGAACGACACCAAAGGGAAGGUCCGGCUCCCAGCUCUUCACAUCGCAGCCCGCAAAGACGACACCAAGGCGGCCGCACUGCUUUUACAGAGCGACCACAACGCAGACGUGGAGUCCAAGAUGGUGGUGAAUAGAACGACGGAGAGUGGCUUUACCCCGCUUCAUAUAGCUGCUCACUACGGAAAUAUCAAUGUUGCCACACUGUUGCUCAACCGAGGUGCUGCUGUAGACUUCACAGCGAGGAAUGACAUCACACCUCUGCAUGUUGCUUCAAAGAGAGGCAAUGGCAACAUGCUCAAGCUGUUGUUGGAGCGAGGAUCCAAAAUUGAUGCCAGAACAAAGGACGGACUGACCCCCUUACACUGUGGAGCACGAAGUGGCCAUGAACAAGUUGUAGAAAUGCUGCUUGAUCGUGGGGCCCCCAUUCUAUCCAAAACAAAGAACGGGCUGUCUCCACUACACAUGGCGACACAAGGGGAUCAUCUCAACUGCGUUCAACUUCUGCUUCAGCAUGAUGUGCCUGUUGAUGACGUCACGAACGACUACUUGACAGCACUGCAUGUUGCCGCACACUGUGGUCACUACAAAGUUGCCAAGGUCCUCUUAGACAAAAAGGCCAACCCUAAUGCCAAAGCACUGAAUGGUUUCACACCACUUCAUAUCGCCUGCAAGAAGAACCGUGUUAAAGUGAUGGAACUUUUGCUGAAGCAUGGAGCAUCGAUCCAAGCUGUUACUGAGUCAGGGCUAACACCAAUUCAUGUUGCUGCCUUUAUGGGACAUGAAAAUAUUGUGGCACAGUUAACACACCACGGAGCAUCUCCAAAUGCAACCAACGUGAGAGGAGAAACAGCACUCCACAUGGCUGCCAGGGCAGGACAAGCUGAGGUUGUUAAAUACCUUGUGAAGAAAGGAGCUCAGGUAGAGGCGAAGGCUAAGGAUGACCAGACUCCACUGCACAUCUCUGCUCGUCUAGGAAAGGCUGAUAUUGUUCAGCAGUUGUUACACCAUGGAGCAUCUCCUGACGCUUCCACGACUUCGGGUUACACUCCACUGCACCUGGCCGCCCGAGAGGGGCAUGAAGACGUGGCCUCGGUCCUGCUGGAGCAGGGAGCCUCCCUGGCUGUCAACACAAAGAAAGGAUUUACUCCUUUACAUGUGGCAGCAAAAUACGGGAAAAUUGAAGUUGCCAACCUUCUACUUCAAAAAGCUGCGUCUCCUGAUGCAGCAGGGAAGAGUGGUUUAACUCCACUGCAUGUAGCAGCGCACUACGAUAACCAGAAAGUGGCACUUCUUCUCCUGGACCAGGGAGCCUCCCCACACGCAGCAGCAAAGAAUGGCUACACUCCAUUGCAUAUUGCUGCCAAAAAGAAUCAAAUGGAUAUCGCCACAACCCUGCUGGAAUAUGGGGCUGAUACAAAUGCAGUUACCCGGCAAGGCAUCAGCCCUGUACACCUGGCAGCACAGGAAGGGAAUGUGGACAUGGUCUCUUUGCUGCUUGCCAGGAAUGCCAAUGUCAAUCUUGGCAACAAGAGUGGUUUGACGCCUCUCCAUUUAGCUGCUCAAGAAGACAGAGUAAAUGUUGCAGAGGUUCUUGUCAACCAAGGGGCAACAGUCAAUCCGCAGACAAAGAUGUGUUACACUCCAUUACAUGUCGCAUGUCACUAUGGGAAUGUGAAGAUGGUAAACUUCCUUUUGCAACAGCGCUCUAAAGUCAACGCCAAAACCAAGAAUGGGUACACUCCCCUCCAUCAAGCCGCCCAGCAAGGACACACCCAUAUCAUUAAUAUCCUGCUGCAACAUGGCGCUUCCCCUAAUGAGCUGACUGUGAAUGGCAACACUGCACUGUCCAUUGCCAGGAGACUUGGCUACAUCUCUGUGGUGGACACACUGAAGGUGGUAACAGAAGAAACACUGACCACUACGACUGUGACAGAAAAGCAUAAAAUGAAUGUUCCUGAAACAAUGAACGAGGUCCUUGAUAUGUCAGAUGAUGAAGUUCGUAAAGCCAAUGUUCCUGAAAUUCUCAAUGAAGCUGACUAUGUUUCAGAUGUUGAAGAAGGUGAGGAUGCAAUAACUGGAGAUACUGACAAAUACCUGGGACCCCAAGACCUGAGAGAGCUGGGCGACGACUCUCUUCCUCAGGAAGGGUAUAUGGGCUUCAGCAUUGGCGCUCGCUCUGCCAGCCUCCGCUCCUUCAGUUCGGAUAGGUCUAACACCCUGAACAGAAGCUCAUUCGCCAGGGACAGCAUCAUGAUUGAAGAGAUCCUAGCCCCACCGAAGGAUACGCUUCAGAGUGUGCUCAAAGACUAUUCCUUCAUUAUCGAUUCUCAGAACAAGCACCUGACAGUGACUAGGGAGUAUGACUCAGACUCGCUGAGACGCUAUAGCUGGACAGCAGAUGCCCUUGACAAUGUGAACCUUGUUUCCAGCCCUAUUCAUUCUGGCCUUUCCUCUCCACUUCCCCAGUAUGACUCAAGGUUUCUGGUCAGCUUCAUGGUUGAUGCCCGUGGAGGUUCGAUGAGGGGCAGUCGCCACAAUGGCAUGCGGAUCAUUAUCCCUCCUCGGAAGUGCACGGCGCCCACACGCAUCACCUGCCGACUGGUUAAGAGACACAAGCUUGCCAGCCCACCGCCCAUGGUUGAGGGAGAGGGACUUACCAGUCGGCUUGUAGAAGUCGGGCCUGCAGGGGCGCAGUUUUUGGGCCCCGUGAUAGUGGAAAUCCCCCAUUUUGGAUCAAUGCGAGGCAAAGAGAGAGAACUGAUUAUACUCAGGAGUGAGAACGGAGAGACUUGGAAGGAGCACCAGUACGACUGCAAGUCUGAAGACUUGAAUGAGGUCCUAAACGGAAUGGAUGAAGAACUUGACAGUUUGGAUGACCUGGAGAAGAAACGCAUUUGUCGAAUCUUCACUAAGGAUUUCCCCCAGUACUUUGCCGUGGUGUCUCGUAUUAAACAGGAGAGCAAUCAGAUGGGCCCUGAGGGGGGUGUCCUCCGCAGCAUUACUGUGCCAAUGGUGCGGGCGUCUUUCCCAGAAGGGGCCUUGACCAAGAAAAUCCGUGUUGGUCUUCAGGCUCAGCCAGCACCAGAUGAAAUUGUCAAAAAGAUUAUUGGAAAUAAAGCCACGUUCAGCCCAAUUGUAACCGUGGAACCCAGGAGAAGGAAGUUUCAUAAACCCAUCACCAUGACGAUUCCUGUGCCUCCUCCCUCUGGAGAAGGUGUAACCAAUGGAUACAAAGGAGACACCGCUCCUUGUCUGAGACUCCUGUGUAGUAUAACGGGGGGCACCUCACCAGCCCAGUGGGAAGAUAUUACUGGAACCACCCCACUGACGUUUGUGAAUGAAAGCGUUUCUUUUACAACAAAUGUUUCUGCCAGAUUUUGGCUCGCAGACUGCCACCAAGUCCCAGAAACUGUUGGGCUAGCCACGCAGCUUUACAGAGAGUUAAUCUGUGUUCCCUACAUGGCCAAGUUUGUUGUAUUUGCCAAAAUGAACGAUCCUGUAGAAUCCCGCCUGCGAUGCUUUUGCAUGACGGAUGACAAAGUGGACAAGACAUUGGAACAGCAGGAGAACUUUGAAGAAGUUGCCAGAAGCAAAGACAUUGAGGUUCUGGAAGGAAAACCAAUCUACGUCGAUUGCUAUGGCAAUCUGGCUCCUUUGACUAAAGCAGGACAACAGCUGGUGUUUAAUUUUUAUGCGUUCAAGGAGAACAGACUGCCUUUCUGCGUAAAGGUACGAGACAAUAGUCAAGAGCCAUGCGGGCGAUUAUCGUUCCUAAAAGAGACGAAAAUCACAAAAGGAGUACCCCAGGCAGCGGUCUGCAACUUAAAUAUUACACUGCCAGCCCACAAGAAGGAAACCGAGUCAGAUCAAGACGAUGAGGCUGAAAAACCAGAAAGACGUCAUACCUUUGCAUCUUUAGCCUUACGUAAGCGCUACAGCUAUCUGGCUGAGCCUGGAAUGAAAACAGUUGACCGAAGUGCAGGACCAGCAAGAACACUGCCUGCUGCUUACGCUUACAAACCUGUCUUUUCAACACGAUCUUACCAGGCAUGGUCAACUGCUCCAAUUACCGUACCUGUGCAAGCGAAAUCUGGAUUCACAUCCUUAUCCAGCUCCUCUUCAAACACUCCAUCUGCUUCGCCAUUAAAGUCGGUCUGGUCUAUUUCUUCAGCAUCUCCAAUCAAGUCCACAUUCGGAGCUUCUACUGCAUCUUCAGAUAUAGCAUCUCCAAUCAGGUCAUUUAGAUCAAUGUCCUCACCAAUAAAGACUGUAGUGCAGCAAGCCCAGUACCCUGUUCAGAUGUCUACUACUUCAAUGUCUUCGCCUGGCAAAUCCUCAUUAGUGUCAGAAGCUGCCUCUGUAAAAGGACUUGCUUCUUCACUUUCUUCAAGGACUUCCCCAGUCGUUACAGCAGGGUCUUUACUAGAAAGAUCCUCAAUCACUAUGACCCCACCAGCUUCCCCUAAAUCCACAGUUAACAUGUAUGCUUCAACAUUGCCAUUUAAAUCAGUUAUGACUUCUGCAGCACCUAUCACAUCUUCCACUAUAAAGUCAAUAUCUGCCUUAUCUUCAAUGAAAUCCACAGCAGAUACCGCUGGUGCUAAAGGAACGCUGACUUCCUCGCUGUCCUCUCCAGCUAAGUGUGCUGUAGCAUCUACUGGAACAAUGCUGCUUAAUGGAUCAGUUUCACCAGUUAAAUACCCAUCAUCCUCAGCGACUAUUUUAAUCUCUGGAGUUACUUGUAGUUUGCAAGAAAAGAUACACACAACAACACAAGCCGCAACCACAAGUGUCAGUGCUGCUAUUGAUGAAGUAGAAAAAACGUUUACUUCUGCCACUGCAUCUGCCUAUGCUCCUCUGAAAUGCAUGUCCUCUUCCACUUCCUCAGCUUUCCAGUCUGCCAGAGCUCCAGCAGCAAGUUCCUUGUAUGCCUCUUUGCUAUCAGCUUCUUCUGCAACAGCAUCUGUAACGUCUGCAACGAUUACUGUACCAGUAUAUUCAGUUGUGAAUGUUCUAUCGGAACCCCAAUUAAAAAAACUGCCAGAGACAUCUGUAACAAAAUCAGCAGCUGCACUAUUGUCACCUAUUAAGACACAGCCCACAGAGGCACGAACACAGUCUUCCUUUUCAAGGACUUUGUCCCCAAUUAAAUCCUCCUUAUUCAUUUCCACCGCAGCACCUAAAUCAACCACUGCAUCCACUUUAUCAUCAAGUCAGGAAAUACUGAAAGAUGUCGCUGAUAUGAAGGAGGAUCUGAUAAGAAUGACUGCUAUAUUGCAGACAGAUUCCUCCACGGCUAGUAAAAACGUCCACCCUGACGCGCCUAAGGAACCUAAAAUGGAAGAUGAGGAGCCAUUUAGAAUUGUUGAAAAGGUCAAGGAAGACCUUGUUAAAGUCAGUGAGAUCCUUAAGAAGGAUGUGACGUUUGUUGAUAAUAAAGACUCCUCUAAAGAGAACUCGCCAGAAGAAGACUGGGUUGAGUUUUCUAAAGAUGAAAUAGAGGAAGCCCAACAGAAUGCCAGGCAAUGUCUUCCAAGCUAUGAGACAGAAACCACUCAAGCGAAAACCAAAUCCAUUUCUGAUAAAGACUUUAACUUAUCAAGGGUAGUUGAUUAUUUGACAAAUGACAUUGGUGCUAGCUCUCUCUCAAAAAUGUCAGACAUUAAAUAUAGAUACGAUGAAGUAAAGAAAGAGGGGGAAGAAAAGCAGAAACGUAUUCUAAAACCUGCUAUGGCUUUGCAAGAACACAAGCUUAAAAUGCCACCCUCAAGUAUGCGUUCUUCUGCUUCUGAGAAAGAAUUAUGCAAACUUGCAGAUACCAUCUAUGGAAUAGAUGCAAUAUUAGAGUCUCCUGAUGACUUUUCGCAACACGACCAAGACAAGAGCCCGCUGUCAGACAGUGGCUUUGAAACCAGAAGUGAAAAGACCCCAUCAGCACCACAAAGUGCCGAGAGCACUGGACCCAAACCAUUAUUUCAUGACAUGCCCAUUCCCCCUGUUAUUACAGAAACACGAACUGAGGUAGUCCAUGUUAUAAGAAGCUAUGAGCCCUCCUCAGAUGAAACUCAGGAACCCCAAACAGAGGUAGCGGGACCAUCGAAAACACCUUCUAUGUUUGCAGAAUCUGAACAAAAGCAAAUUGGAUCUAUAAAAGACAAAGUUAAGGUUUUUCAGAUGAAAGUUAAUUCUGAGGAGGAUGACCACAAAUGUGUUGUAAGCAAGGGCAUGUGUGUUAAAGAAGAGACUCAUAUUACAACCACCACCCGAAUGGUUUACCAUAAGUCCCCCUGCAAAGAAAAUAGUUCUGAAAGGAUUGAGGAAACCAUGUCUGUCAGGGACAUUAUGAAAGCAUUUCAGUCAGGUAGAGACCCCUCCAAAGAGCUUGCUGGUCUAUUCGAACACAGGGCUGGUGCUGAAUCCCCCAAGGGUGCUGAAACAACACAGAGGUAUACUGAAAAAGACACAUCAGCAAAACCCAAGAUAGAAAGAAUAAUCGAGGUUCAUAUUGAAAAAGGUAACAAGGCUGAACCAACUGAAGUCAUCAUAAGGGAAACAAAAAAGCACCCUGAGAAAGAACGGUAUGUUUAUCAGAGAGACCCAUUGCAUGGAGAUCAGGGGUUAAAAGAGAUGACAGACAAACUAGAUGCAGAUGAAGAAGCCCAACAGGAAGAGGAGGAGCUUACAGCAGAGGAAUCUCUUCCUUCCUAUUUAGAAUCUUCCAGAGUAAACACGCCUGUCUCCCAGGAAGAAGACAGUCGACCUAGUUCAGCACAGCUCAUGUCGGAUGAUUCUUAUAAAACAUUAAAGCUAUUAAGCCAACACUCUGUAGAAUACCAUGACGAUGAACUAUCGGAGUUAAGGGGAGAGUCGUACAGUUUUGCUGAAAAAAUGCUUCUAUCUGAAAAGUUAGACAUAUCUCGUUCCGACACAGAGGACUCUAUGACUGACCAGACACAUGCUCGUAGUUCAGAGUUGCAGGGAGCUGAGAGGCAAUACAGUGAAAAAAUGCCCUCAGCUUCCAAGAAGGAAUUCCUGUUAAAGUCCUCAACACCAGGGAAUGGAGCAGGGAAAAUGACUAACCAAGAUGACCAAUACGACAAGCUCACGGUCCUGCACUAUACUGCAGAGCCAGGUAGUCCAAAGCAUGCACUGUGGAUGCGUUUCACUGAAGAUAGACUUGACAGAGGUAGAGAAAAACUCAUAUAUGAAGACAGAGUAGAUCGGACUGUUAAAGAAGCAGAAGAGAAGCUGACUGAGGUUUCUCAGUUUUUUCGUGACAAAACAGAGAAACUUAAUGAUGAGCUCCAGUCUCCAGAGAAGAAGCCAAAAAAGAGAGAAGCCAGGGAAACCAGGUCGGGCCCCAGCUCUACCAGCAGUAGCCCUGAAAAGAUGCAGCUUAAUGAUGCAGGAGCCAAAGAGGAGUGGGGUCCAGAGAGUCCCUGUGAGAGGACUGAUCUAAGAAUGGCAAUUGUAGCCGAUCAUUUGGGUCUGAGCUGGACUGAGCUGGCGAGAGAAAUGGAUUUCUCAGUCGACGAAAUAAACCACAUUCGAGUGGAGAACCCCAACUCAUUGAUUGCACAAAGUUUCAUGCUAUUAAAAAAAUGGGUUAGCAGAGAUGGAAAAAAUGCUACAACUGAUGCCUUAACUGCUGUGCUGACAAAGAUCAAUCGGAUGGAUAUUGUGACCUUGCUGGAAGGCCCAAUAUUUGAUUAUGGUAACAUUUCAGGCACAAGAAGUUUUGCAGAUGAUAGCGCUGUUUUCCUGGAUCAGGCUGAUGGUUACUGCGACAUCCAAAGGGAACUUCAGACUCCCACUGAGCUGAAUUAUGUGCCCCCCACCCCUCUCUGGCAAGGCGAUUUUUGUAGCGAUAUGUCUAGCAUAGACUCUACUUUUAGAACUCCCAGUAGGCCCAGCAAUCUUUCAUUGUCUCUGGAAUCACAAAGCUGCUCUACUGCUGGUAAGCCGCCCGUAGUUGCUGCAGAAGAUACUUCCUUGGGAGAUCAGCGGUUUGAUGACUCAGAAAUGCCUUGUCAAGAAAGAGACAAAUCUGUCACUGAUCAGGAUGACCACGAAGAGGACGAUGAAGAAGACAAAAGAGUCACCAAAAUGCACAGUACAUUUUUGGAGAGACUGCAACAAGAGGAUGACGAGCCCCAAUCGGUGGCAUCGGACGUGGCUCGGCCCAUUCAGGUUUACGCGGAGGAAGAAGGCAGUGGGUCUGGUUCUGAGGAGGGGGAGGAGGAAGAGAUGACAGAAACAAAAAUUAAGUCUCUUCUGCAAGACCGGAGACAGGAGGAAGACGAAGAGGGCGAGGAGAUGACAGAGGAGAAAGUGCAGUCUAUUUUAAAACCAGUGCAAAAAACACAAAAAGAAAUGUCUUCAAUUCCAGGUUGGAACAGCGAGUCGUCAAGUGUAAAUGUGGAGCCCCCCACUCCAGGUCGCAGUUUAAGCUCUGACUUGCUAGAUCGACAGAAAAACAGCGAAGAACAGUCCAGUGAUUCCAUGACCUCAUCCUCUAAUGGACACACAGGGAAGCUCAAGCAGAACAGUGAGCGUGCAGACCUGUCCUCCCCACUGUCAGUGACUACACCUGUGGUGCAAGAACCUGCUAAUGGAGUGAAAGGUCAGACCCAGAGAGAAGCACAGAAACAGAAAGUGCCGAAGGGUUCAGUGCGAAUUGAGGAGCACACAGGGCUGGACUACCCAAGAUCCCAAGAAGAGACGACAAAGCCUAUUGUGGAAGAGCCAGUGACACCCUCGUCUGUCAGUGGUAAACAAAUGAGCUGGGACUCGCCAGAAGAUGGCAAACCAGGAUCAAGCAUAAAGGAGGAAGACACUCUGCUAUCUAAACACAAAGUGCAGGCGCAUAGGGAUAGUGAAUCAAGCUCGGAUGAAGAACGGACUGUCACCACCAGAGUUAUCCGGAGACGGGUGAUUUUAAAGGGAGAGCAAGCGAAAAACAUUCCUGGUGAAUCAGUCACGGAAGAACAGUUCACAGAUGAAGACGGCAACAUCAUAACGAGAAAAGUCAUCAGGAAAGUAAUCAGACGUGUGGUUACUGCAGAGGACAGAGAACGUGAAAAAGGGAGAAAGGAACGAGACUACAAAGAAACACUAAAAAUAGAGGAGGAGGACUAUUCUAAAUACUCAGAAACCCAAACUACACAGCCGGAGCAGGGUGAAGGAUACAAGAUUAAAGUGAAAAAAGAAGUCCGACAUGUAGAGAAAAAGAUCCAUUCAUAAUGUUCACUGUGUUCCCUAAAGGUACACAUUAUUAGAAUCCUGGGCAGAGAAUACUGGAAAAUCACCACAAUACAGUGUGUCUGCUGCUUCCACACAUUAACGCAUGGUUUUUCUCAAGAGGACUUUUUGAUUUAGCAUGAGCAUGGAAACUCACUUUCUUUCAAUGAACUGGAGCGUUAUAAUUAAUAAAAUGAUGUGCCAUGGUGUUAAAAAGACCAUUUUUUCAGUUGAAAUGGUGUCAGCAAAAAUUAAACCAACAAAAUAAAACAAGAACAUUUACUGUGACCAAAGAUGGCACAAAAGAAAACAGAUGGGUGAUAUAGGAGGGACACUUUUUUGAAUCACCAACUACAACUACUGCAUUCGCCUUAUAUUUUUCUUGGACCCAUAAUGUCAGGGUGAAAAAUUCUGUUUGUCUGUUUUUAACAAAAAUGAUCAGUGAUUUUGCUGUAUAUAAAUGACACUGUGUAAAUUCUACAAUAAGUAGCUCACAUAUUACGAAGACACUGACUUAAAAGAACAUUACAAGUGCUUUGAAAUGAAAUGGCAAUGGCGUAGUGGUUCCACUUUAAGAAAAAAAAAACAGAGGCUUGAGUGUAACUUUACAGAUUCUUGUAUAAUUAUUAGCAGGUAUAAUGUUUGUAAAUGAAAAAAAGCUUGAUGUUAACAGAAGAAAACGUUUUCUUUAAAAUCCGCAGCGACUUUCAAUAAUUCCCAAAAUGGGAAUACCUGUAGUGCUGUGAAAACUUUUCUUCAGAGUACUAAUAUUUUGAUGCAUGCGAUUCACCUUAUUUUAAUUACAAUUUUUCUAAGUUUGAAAACACUAUAAUAAUAAUACGAAUAACAACACAUUUUAUCAGUGUAAACACAUAGCCUUAACAUGUGUCACUGUCUGCAGUUUUUUAAAGAAAAAUAUCCUAGACAUUAUCCAACACGCAAAACAAGGGGGUGGCUAGGGCACUUAAUUUUCUUGCUUAUAGAAGGGAUAACUGCUUGCAAAUGAAUAAAACGAAGUGCUGCUCUGGUAAGCACAGGCUUGAAUACUAUGAAAGAAAUGAUCCGAAUGUAUAUGUGAGUAGACCAGGCACGCUGUAAAAUUAUAACUGUAUCAUGUGCAUUGGCUAUAAGAUUUAGAAUCUUUCCGUAAGCCGAUCAUUUAUCAUUCUAGCAGUGUAAUAAUAGGUUUUAAAGGCUGCUGUGGUAAAAAAAAAAAAAAAAGGGCAUUUUUAUUUGGGUUUUGGUGAAAUAUUUCCUUUUGUUGAGUCUAUUCAUAUGAGGACACCUAAGGCAUUCGUUGAUAGUAGCUCUAAUAACAUAUAUAUUGGAAAACAAAAACAUCAAACACUGGAUGAUCUAGUUGAUUAUUUAAGCAUAAAAUAAAUUGUGUUUAAACUCUG
Molecule: messenger RNA, 11553 nt
Organism: Acipenser ruthenus (sterlet)
Lineage: Eukaryota; Metazoa; Chordata; Actinopteri; Acipenseriformes; Acipenseridae
Product: ankyrin-3-like
Exons: 50
Coding region: 383-10156 (3257 amino acids)
Biological process (GO): protein localization to T-tubule; signal transduction; regulation of cardiac muscle contraction
Cellular component (GO): T-tubule
Molecular function (GO): protein binding
Source: RefSeq, a predicted model, not a curated record